AUGUCCAUUGCUUUACGAGAAGAAAACUUUGUUGUCAUUGAUGUCGGCUCUCAUUACACCACAGCAGGUAUUGGCAUGCACGAUACCAACAAGCCUCCCAGUGUGAUUAUCGAUAUGGCAGACUUCAACUAUCCCAUUAAAAACCACAAGAUUAUCAACUGGAAGGAUCUGGAAGACUGCUGGCAUCAUAUUCUCUUUAAAGAACUCGGUAUCAAGAAAUCACGCAACGAAAGUCCCGUCUUGAUUUCUGUACCUGUACAAUGGACAAAGUUGGAACAUGAACGCAUCACACAAAUCUUUUUCGAAUCAUUUAACGUACCUGGUGUUUAUAUUGCUGCUCAACCUCUUUUGACUCUCUUUGGCUGUGGUACCGUCUCCGGUAUCGUGGUAGACAUUGGCAGCGAAACCACCGAUGUCAAUAUUGUAGUCGAUAGCAACCUUCAGUCCCAAUCCGUAUUCACCAUUCCCAUGGGCGGCAAUGUGUUUGACGAAUACUUUCUCCAAUUAUUAAAAAAGGACACUCACCUUGUUAAACAAUUCGAAAACACAGACCUUCAACUCGACACAUCCUUUGCCAAAUACGUUCGCGAAUUACCCGGUAUUUGUAAUGUCUCGAUUGGUCAUGAAUUAGAAGACAACAUGUUGGCAGCAGAAUUACAAAACGCCAUGGAAGAGCCUGAAAUUAUUGACGAAAUAUUAGACGACGAGACCAAUCCCAAAAAAGUAGCCGAAGAGGAAGAAGUUGUGGAUUUACCAGAGACGGUUGAAAUUAAAUACAAGGAACAUACCUUUAAUAUUGGUGCCUAUCGUCAUGAUGUGCUUGAUCCUUUAUUCUCUCCAGAUCUUGUAGGUUUGGAUAGCCCUUCUCUUCCCGAAGCUAUGCGUUUGUCUGCCAUGAAUUGUGAACCCCCCGAGAUCAGACCUAAAUUAUGGGAGAAUAUCGCUAUUGCAGGUGGCUGUUGUCACACCGCAGGUUUGGCAAGACGAAUCAAAACAGAGGUUCAACUGUUUUUACCUCACUCUGAAAAUGCUGGAGAUACACAACCUCGUCAAUUAAGUUUUUUGAGAAUUGCUGAUUAUUUCACGGUACUCAAAGAUAAAAAGUAUCAGCAAUAUUCCACCUGGUUAGGUGCUGAGAUCGUCGCCAAGCUUGUAUUUAUUGACGCAAAGAAUUAUAUCAGUAAAGUGGAUUAUAAUGAAUCAGGUCCUUCCGUAGUUCACACCAAAGCAUAUUAA
This is a messenger RNA of Mucor mucedo, 1236 nucleotides long. Its product is annotated as actin family. The transcript is spliced from 4 exons. The record is from RefSeq and is a predicted model, not a curated record. The coding region runs from base 1 to 1236 and encodes 411 amino acids. NCBI's taxonomy places the organism in Eukaryota, Fungi, Mucoromycota, Mucoromycetes, Mucorales, Mucoraceae.